UUCGAAUUUAUCCACAUGAAGAUGUAUGCGUGUUUGAACAGUCGAAAUUAAAGUGAAACGUAUAAAUAAAUGAGAAAUGUUAAGAUAUGUUUUGGUUGAAAUGGUUGGCAUAAUGUUAAACCGGUAAGACCUCAUUAUAGGGGUAAACCGAUCAUAAAUUCUAGUUGAGAAGUUUUAAGGCGGAAAUGAGAACUUGGUAAUGUUAAUGAAAGGUAUGGAAAGAAUAUCAGUUGAGAUGUUAGCUAAAGACAUUUUGUAAAUAUGUUCGAAUUGAAAGUAAGUACAACGCGUACUACAAUACUUAUAUACAAUAAGUAUUAAGUGGUGAUUAAUUUGAAAAGGUCAAAUCGUAGAAGUCAGUAAAUAAUAAUUAUUUAUAAAUUUUGGAAAUAUUACGUAAGAAAUGCAACGUGUAAUGUAGGAUACUUAUUAGUAAGAGACAUGUUAGAGAACGUAGGUGAAUUAACACCAAAUACGGCGAACGAACAAAUGGAAAUGGUAUAUUAAGGGAUGGUCAUGUAUUGACCGAAGCUCGAGAAAAAUACGAGAAUCAUCUCACUUAUGUCCGGUGAAGCUAGUAAAAAGGGGUCUAACGAUUCUUAAAGGAUCGGAUCAAUAUAAGAGAGAAAGAUAAGAAUUAAAAGUUUAAGCUUACGACUGAAUGUAAAACAAACUUAAGAAAGAAGGGUGGGAUCCGUAAGUAAACACGGAUCAAACCAGUUAGAAUGAAAGGUAAUAAAUUAAAAGACGGAUUAAACAAGUAAGAAUAAAAACUAAGAACGAAACUCAAAUGAGUCAUACGGGUCAAAUGGCGAUCGCCAUUUGAACCCGGUAUUUAAUGUUCGAUUUGUCAAGUUUAUUACUUAUAGGUAAGCAUAAUGUAUGGGCAUGCAUUGUCACAGUUUGGAAAGUAUUAACCGUCGCAAAGUAUGAAUAACGAGUCAAGGGAUUUGACCCGCACCAGGUAUGUAUAAAAAGAUUAUAUUUUUAAUAGGAGCUUAGGGCUCGACUAGAGAAUGAUGUGUCAAAAUAAGAUAACUGAUACACAUAUGUAAGAAUGUAUUUACAAUUAGACUUCCGAAAAGUCAAACGAAGUAAAUGAAGUCCUUGCAAGUAUGCAAGUAUAAGGUACGAACGUGUACCUCGAUACGAACACAUUAAGUAAGGGGGUGUUAGUCUGACUUUGGAAGGUCAAACUGCGAAAGUUGGCGAAAUGACCAAUAAAAUGAAGGGAUAGUAUGUAAGAAAUUGAAUGUAUGAUAUGUUUUAGCAUGUACGUAAGAAAAUUGUGAAAGAGACAAUAGGCGAACAAAGACCAUGUAGGACGCAAUUAUGAAAGGUUAUGUGCUAACUAUUUAUUUAUAGAUAAAUAUGAUGGAAUUCUUAGUGAGAUGAUAGUAAUAAAGCUAGUGGAAGGAUGCUCACGAGUGGGAGCAUAUUUCAUGAAUGAAUGAGACCAAUUCUGGUACGGAAGGUACAUAUAAAGAAACGGAUCGAUCCGGCACACGGAUAACCGAUUUAUGCAAUGAAGGCGAGGCGCGAAAGAAGAAGGUUCCAACACUAGGAAAUCGGAAAGUUCACAAGAUCGAGGCGCGAAAGAAGAAGGUUCCAACACUAGGAAAUCGGAAAGUUCACAAGAUCGAGGUAAAUCCUCAAUGUAGGCGACUUGGCAAAUUGGAGCGAGCAUAUGCACACCUUAUUAACAUCAAGCGCUUCCGCUAUUAUGUAUUAAUGUUUUGGGUCAAAUGUCCGUUUUUGGUAUGACAUUGUUAGUAGUUACACUUGUUAAUACUUGGUGUAUGGUCUUAGUCGUGUCUAGUCGAACGGGUCGUAAACUUGUUUGUUUGUUGAUGGUUAAUACAGGGAUACACUCGUCUUACGGACGGGUCAUGCCCAAAUUUUGUUAAAAUCACGUGUUAAUGAUACUAGCGUUUUUACCUUUUAA
This is a messenger RNA of Helianthus annuus (common sunflower), 1945 nucleotides long. RefSeq lists its product as uncharacterized. NCBI's taxonomy places the organism in Eukaryota, Viridiplantae, Streptophyta, Magnoliopsida, Asterales, Asteraceae. The record is from RefSeq and is a predicted model, not a curated record. The transcript has 4 exons. The coding region runs from base 1447 to 1764 and encodes 105 amino acids.